CACAUCGCUCUGAAUGUCUGAGAGAAAUGACAAUGACAUCAGAAAAACUGAAAAAGGAAGAUAUUCAGGCUGUUUUAGCAGUACAUCUUUUCACUCCUCUGUUAUUUGAAGGUGAAGUUAUUGCUGAUAGUUUAGCCUACAAAAGUGAAAAGUCUUCAAUGAAGAAUGUUAAUCUAGAACCUGAAUGUCCAUAUUGUGUCGAAAGUGUUAAUACAGGCAACACAAAUUUCGGAUGCACAAAAUUGUGGCAUGGAAGGGCAGAUAUAGCUGUAAAGAACACUAGAAAAUGCAGAAAUGUUGUAACGGUGGCAAUUGAUUGGAUAGAAAAUUUAGAAGAACAAAGUGAACCUGUUUUGAAAAAGGCAAGACUUGAGCAGGAUGUUGAAGAAAUCUUUGAUUCAAAUGGUUUAACAGAAGUGGAACCAUCAUAUAUACAGGAUAAAGCAGUUCACCAACUUUUAUCAGAAAAAGAGUACAUGGAAACAAUAACUCAGACAAUUGUGAAUGCUUUUGUUGCUGUCAAACAAAACAAACAAUUACAGGAUCAUCUAAUACCAUCAUUUUUUGUUACCGCUCAUUGUUUGUUUAUCAAUUUUUACAAUGUUAGUAAGGAUAUUUUACUUGCACAGAGCAAGCCUUUGCUUUUUUUCCAGAAAGGAAAAAUUAAUUAUGACACGAUCAUUUCUCUAUGGAUAGCAUUAAACUUUGAAACGUUUACUGUUGAUUCUAUAGAUGAGGAUUAUAAGAAAUCUGGUUUCAGAGAAUGCCUUAUUGAAUUAGGUGUCCUAAACGAGUAUGAAAAUGAGGUUGAAUCUGAGUUUAUUUCGGCACAGAAACCAACAACAAGUUCUGGAGAUACAGAUUACUAUAUCAAUAUUGAAAAACUUUCGAAUUACUAAAAGAGUUUAGAAAGAAAGCAAAUUUUUAAAGAUAAAGAAAAAGCUAUCGUUGUUGUGAUCUAUAAAUAUCAAGAUAAGUCCUUCACUGGAAAAGGAUUCUCUGUGACAUUAUUGACCCGUUAGUUACAUGGGGGUCUUUAUUCUGCAUGUAUUGCUGCAUAAUGAAAAUCAUUGCAACCAAAUUAGUGGUUUAGAGGCGGAAAAAAUAUGACUCUAUACA
Messenger RNA from Mytilus trossulus (common blue mussel), 1119 nucleotides. RefSeq lists its product as uncharacterized. Bases 27 to 899 code for a protein of 290 amino acids. The record is from RefSeq and is a predicted model, not a curated record. The transcript has 2 exons. Lineage: Eukaryota; Metazoa; Mollusca; Bivalvia; Mytilida; Mytilidae.